Babesia bovis T2Bo is the source of this 3926-nucleotide messenger RNA. Its product is annotated as variant erythrocyte surface antigen-1 alpha subunit. The transcript has 3 exons. The record is from RefSeq and is a predicted model, not a curated record. NCBI's taxonomy places the organism in Eukaryota, Apicomplexa, Aconoidasida, Piroplasmida, Babesiidae. The coding region runs from base 32 to 3889 and encodes 1285 amino acids.
GUACUGCUGAGUACUCCUAAAGGCACUGAUAAUGUCCUCUAAGAGCACUUUCACGCCGAAGGCGUCCCUGACAGAGGCACCUACCAACCUUAAGGAGGCCAUUGACUGGGUCCUGAGGGUAACUGGUAGGGAUGGUAAAAAGCUGGACGAGAACAAGGGAGAAUGUAUAUGUGGCCUGGCGGCGGCAGUGACUGACCUACUGCAGUCAGUACAACUGGAGUACCAUGGGUAUCAAGGUGAAGGCGCUGACACCAGCAAAGGUGCCACUAAAGACGAAGUCACUAACCACCUCAAUGGACUAUUCUCCCUGGUCCAAGGACUGGGUGGUACCGCAGUGGUCCGGACCUAUAUAGACCAGCUGGCACAGGUACUCAGUGCACUCGUUGGGUGGAGUAGUAUAGAGAAGUGUUGGGGCAAGAAGGGUGGCAGUGACAAGUGCGAGGGUAGUGGUGGCAACAAAGAACGCCAUGGCAAAGAUAGUAGCUGCAAGUAUCUACUCGAUGUGGAGGAUAAUAAGCCGUGCGACAAGUGUGGGUGUAUGAAAUGGAAAGAUCCCGAGCCGAGCAGUAAUGAAGGACACCACCUAGGAAGGAGGUGUACAAAGUGUAGUGAUGGUGGUGGUAGUAGUACGUGUAAGUGUAGUGGUACUAGUGGUGGUAACACAUGUCCGUGCGCUAAAAAUAUGUAUCUAUCGGCAUAUAAAGGCGCAUUAGUAAAUGCACUCUACUGGACAGAAGUGGUUACAUUGGAAAAACCACCUACGUGGAACUAUCUUAAGUACAGCCCUCUUGAUGGAUCAUCCCCCUCCCAACGCCGUCACCACUGUGCCCGUAUCUUACUAGGGUCAGUAUGUCUCAUCUGGAGUGGCAUUACUUAUAUGUAUUGGACAGGCAAGUACCAUAAAAGUAGCCCCCGAUGGAACAACCACAUCCUAGAUGGUAGUGGUCUAGAUGAUGGUACCCUAUCACAAUGGCUACAGGCCUUAGGGUUCCCUAGGGAAAUGUUGAAUGACAGCGGUCCUGGAAAUAGGUGGGAUGCUAUUAUAUGGGAUGGGUUGUUGGGAAAACUCUUUCUAGGGUUUACUCACCCUAGUGGUAGUGGUGCCAAUGACGGUAAUACAGCAAAACAACCGACCCUUAUGAACUACCCUGGGUUUAUACACACCAUACAUAGGGAUUCGUUCAAUAAUGAAGCUACUGUGUUCAGGAAUGGUACAAGUAGUGCUGGCCAAGUCAGUGACACUAACCAGCACAAACGAGGUGCCCUCUUCAAACUCUAUAUCCUAUCAUGUGCCUAUUUUACUGGGUUACAAAAGAAGACCCCGCCGAAGGCGGGAAAUACAACCCCUAAGACCAUCCGUGAAAUCCUAUACUGGCUAAGUGCAUUGCCCUAUAGUCAGGCCUAUAAGGGACUGCUAGACUACGCUAAGAAAAGACUAGCAGAAGUACUCAAGAAACCCGGAGAAACUCCAUCUAACUCUGACGAGACACAACUUAAGUUUCACCAACAAGGCCGUAAUGCUCCCAUUACCGUUGAUCAAUACAACCUUUUUGCCCACUUCCAAGCGGUGACCCAGUAUUGCCCACUGGUACUCAUUGGUAUCCAGGGUGGACUAGGAAAAAGCACUGACACGACUACUCCUGCCAUUCAUUCCCUCUACGCUAACACGGAGUGUUCCUUCACCUAUCCCACUGUGUCCAUCCAAGCAUACAACCAGGUGGUCCACUACAUUAGGGCUCUGUUCUACCAACUCUAUUUCCUUAGGAAGCAGUGUGCUGUGAAGGUAGCCCUGGGAGGGAAAUGGCGUGAGUGUAGGUAUGGUCAUGGGGUAGAGUCCAAGGGGGUAAUCAGCUGGAUGUGCCUGGGGUGUGACCCCAUGGAACAUGAUAGGAAAUGUAGGGUUGAUAAGGUAAAGGGGGAGUUGGAUGGGGUAAUGAAGAAGGUAAAGGCAUUGGAAGGGGAGAAGACAGAGGGGAUUAAAGAGGUGAAGGACGUAUUGGUGACUAUAGGGAAUGUAGUGGUACAAUUGGGUAAUGCCCAGGAGGCAUUGGAAGGGAAGGAUAAGGAGGCGAUCAAUGCGGUGAAGGAGGCACUAGAGAAGGCUAAGGAGGCACUAGGGACGGCUAAGCAGGAACUAGAUAAGGUGAAGGAUGAGGAGAAACUAGAGGAGGAUGAACUAGAGAAACUGAAGGAGGCUACGAAGAAACUAGAUGAGCUGACGGGGAAACUAGGGACGGCAGCGGAGAAGGAUGGGAAAGAAGUCGAUCCCGGUAAGAACAAGAUAAGUGAGGCUAUUCAUGGAUUACGUUAUGUAGUAGAGGCACUGAACAAGUUGGCGAAACAAAAUGAAAAGAAUGUAGAAUGUCACGUGAAAGGACCCUAUAAUAACAUUCUCAUGGCCAUCGACCACCUGCAAGAAAUAUGCAACUCUCCCAAGUGCCACAACUGUAAGGACCACUUCACCAAGUGUGGCCAACAGCCAAAGCCCACGAUCUGUCCAACCUGCCAUCAACAGUACAUGGACGGUAAACCCUCCCCCCUCCAGGCAUUCCUUGAGGAUCGGUUACCAGGUUUUAGUUGUGAGGUGGUACGAAGCGAUGAGAGCGCACAGCCACAAUACCCACUGGCUGCAUCCCACUUAGGACACUGUAAUGGCUCAGGUCAGUGCUGCCCAUUGCCAAUGGGCUUCAGAGGGCAAUUCCAGAAGGGCAGCAUCACUGAUAUGACUGGCCAACGCCUUUAUGGAAUCUUAUACUUCUUUAGUAACGGGGACAUGAUGCAGUCGUGUGUCUAUACAUUGGUGAGAGUUACAGCAGCACUCAGUGCUACCACACCACAGGUACUGGGUGACGUCUUUGGGUUCUUUAGGGGUGGUAUUGGAGAGAAGGAAAGUGGAAAGACACAGAAGGGACAGGAUAACACGCCAUGUAAUCACGAUGAGGAUCCUAGUAAGUCGGAAAACAAGGACAAAUACUUUUGCGGCUGGUGUGCCUCUGGGUUACGUGAUGUAGUAAAACAAAUUGAGUGGAUACCCAAUAGUGACAAAGCGCCAUACCGGGAGACUGUCGGCACAGCACUGGUAGACAUUAAGGGCGAUAAAGGAGAGAUUGUUGCUCUUAAAGGCUCUACACAAAACAAUACUACUUCCCUCUCGACCCUGACAAAGGACUCUGAGUACCUCUCCCCCCUAACCGGUGAACUCUACACUGCAGUGAGUGCCACUUUCGGUAACACAUACCUCUCAUGGGUGCUAUACCUAUCAGAUGCCCUUCAUUCAGGACUAGAGUCACUUGCUAGUGCAUUCCAACAGAUUGAAUGCAAUGCCUGCAAGGGACAAUGUGACCCCAAUAAGUGCAGGAAGGGAGAGCACGGAAGAACUACCGGGGACACUAAGGGCACUCCACUAUGUAACUGCUCCUCAAUAGUAUCAUGUACCGGAGUCCUGCCGGUACUCUAUAGACAUGGCUUCAGUUACGGUAACCCAUUCAAUCUGGAGGGGUACCAGCAGAAUGAUACGGAUAAGGGAGAUUAUAGUAUAGAUAACAAGCAGAAUCCUAGGCAGUGUCAUGAGUUCUUAAGCAGUCUUGGUGCAGUGAUUGACAAGAACAAGCAGGACCAGGCCACCUCUCAGGAACAUCCCUUGACAGAGCUACUAAAGCAAGUCGGCAAACUCCAAUACGACAUACGGCUCCCCUGGAUCUUUGUUCUCACGCUAGCCUGGCUAGUAGCGGUACUCUACCUUGCCUUUGGUGCCAUAUGGCCACUGGACUGGACACAUAUGAGGUCACAUUGGUUACGUGGUGGAGCACACCAGUGGCAAUGUAUGUGGUAUAAGGUGAUGACGGGGAGGAAGGGGGUGGAUCUAAUGGAGUAUUUUGGAAGGAGGUAGCGGCAACGUAGUGGCGCCUUCGGCGCAACAGUGCUAU